GGGCUCUCGAUGAACAUGAUGUGUUACGCUUUUGUUGCGUUCUUGUCGUAUCUAGCUGUAGUAUCAUUUGCUCAGCAGCCGAAGAUUGAUUUGUUAAAGGCUGCUGGACUGACUGCCAGCACGAAUUUACCAAGCAACAGUGGUGUCACCUUGUUAGUCGAUGAAAAAGGAAACAGCGCUGGAUACACUAGUCUCAAUACACCGGCAUUUCAUUUGGAGGCUGGCCGGAGUCACAAGAUAAGGUUUUCGUCUACCGCUGCCCAAGAUAUUGGUAGCAACUUGCAACUGAGUGCAUCAAAGAAGUUUUUUUCGUUCUAUACGAUGCUCCGUCUUGACGUUAUCAAGGCUCGAGAUCCAGCGUUUUUACAGACUCAAACACUACUUGAUUUAGAGGACAGUCAGAAUUCACAGACUUAUUUUAAGAUUGGGUUGAAAAUAAAAGCCAAACAGACACUCGCAUGCUUGACAUGUGUGCAGAUCAAUCUCGUUGUGAAUUAUAAAACGGGCGGUGGACCAUCAAAGGAAGUGGUGUUACCUGAAGACUACAGUCAAGAUCUGAAUAAUGGCCAGUGGCAUAACUUGUUUGUUGGAUUUGUUUAUGGUGUUGCUGGAUCAGAUUCAACUGGAGGAAAAACAGAGAUCUUUCCCAAAAUUGACUGUGUGUCAAAGACGCAACAGUCAAUUGCUGAUGAUACUAUUGGUCAGCCAACCAAUGCGGAGGUCAUACUGGGAGGAGAAGGCGAUAAGGCAUUUAUAGGAUCCAUUCAAGAUUUGUACUUUGUUGAGGCAGCCUACCUAUCUGUUGAAGUAGAAGCACUAGCAAAGUACUGUCGUGAAAAUUCUUGUGGCGUUGACUGUAAAGAUUCUGUCGCUCCUUUUGAGGCUCGACUCAGUUCUUUGCGGGCCAGUAAUGAUAAGUUAGCCAAUGACAUAACAUCGUGUGAAGCAAAGCCAACUGUUGGUCCUAUGAGUACUGUAACACAGAGAUGCAUUCCAGAGACAGAGUCGAAGACAGGCGGAUCAUGUAAACAAUGCAGAUGUGAUGAUGACGGCCAGAAGAAAUGCUAUAUUUACAGCUGCUAAUAAUGGAACUCUAUUGAACAUGGUAUGGUGGGUUUUGUCGUUCGUGUUUUAUUAAGUCAAGGUGUAGGUAGGAAAUGUUUGAAUGCUAGUUAGAUAAUGAGACUGAUCUAGUGAUCUUGUCUCUGGUUAGAUUAGCUUCUGAUGCUGUUGCAACUUUUGGUCUGCAAUAUGGUGAAGUGAUUUGAAAACUGAUAUAAAUUUGUUGUUGUCGUCUUGUUCUAA
This is a messenger RNA of Corticium candelabrum, 1305 nucleotides long. RefSeq lists its product as uncharacterized. The record is from RefSeq and is a predicted model, not a curated record. The coding region runs from base 10 to 1083 and encodes 357 amino acids. Lineage: Eukaryota; Metazoa; Porifera; Homoscleromorpha; Homosclerophorida; Plakinidae. The transcript is spliced from 3 exons.